AUGAGGAUACUCGGAUUAGCCAUUCUGAUAGUAGCCAGUGCAUACUGCUAUGUGGAUGUUGAUGCCCGAGAAAGGUCCGGACCGUUCAAAACAGUUUUCUUCCUACGCCGACUUAGUCCUUCGCCCUUCAGCACUGGACUGCAAGAACGACCCUUACCAAUGGGGGCCCACAAACGCAUUGGGGCCGAAGAGAAGUUCUCCCCAUUCCACUCCGUCUUGGUUUUAAGACGCCGCCGGCCCGAAGACAUUCUCGAGUCAAUGUUCCACCGAACUGAGAGCGCAGAUAGCUUCAUUAGAGACUUCUUAGUGUCGCACUUGCAACACAUCCAAGAAAUCGAGGCAACAACGCCUCCCAAGCGAUUUAACACGGAAAAGAUCUACAAUGAUAUUUACCGCAAGUCCAAACACCCACCUAAGCUUGCACCAAAGCACCCAGCUCAUAGAAGCCACCUCAUUGAGGACGAAAUUGACACAAUUAUGGCCAACGCCGCCAAGGAGCUUACUGUUCCAGAAGAAGCUGCCAACCGCGCUAGUAUUGGCCAGCGCAUUGGCAAGACCAAGAAGAAGGUCAGACGGGGCAUUAAGAAGGCUAAGAAAGCACUAGGAAAGGGUGUGAGGCUGAACAUGCUUACUAUUCUUCUCUUUAUAGUAAUCGGUGUCGUUUCAGGAUAUGCUGGGUACUCCAUGCGAAGAAAUCCAGCUGCAGAGCAUUAUGCUCCAUUAGCUAAAUAG
Messenger RNA from Nematocida homosporus, 732 nucleotides. RefSeq lists its product as uncharacterized. The coding region runs from base 1 to 732 and encodes 243 amino acids. The transcript has a single exon. The record is from RefSeq and is a predicted model, not a curated record. Lineage: Eukaryota; Fungi; Microsporidia.